AUGGAUCAACCUGGCCUUUCUGCAGAUGAAAUGGAAAAGCCAACCAUCGAUGCGGGUCCAGUCGUUUUGGAUUACAAUGAUACCUCGAAGUCCCCCAACACUGAGGUAGAGGAUGAAGAGCAGAGUGAGGGUAGUCCUCCAAACUAUUCUAGCAAAGCAAAGAACAAGACCUCCUUCAAGAACUACUUGAGAGUAUUUACUUAUUCCACGGUAGGAGACCGACUCCUUCUAGGCGGUGCUAUAUUGGGAAACAUAGGCUCUGGCUCAACUCUACCUUUGAUGAACGUCGUCUUCGGAAAUCUCCUAAAUAAUUUCGGCGAGUAUUUCAUCGCCAAUACAACAGUAACAAAGGCGGAGUUCACCAAGUCUCUUAACCGGCAAACACUUUACAUUGUGUACUUGUUCAUUGCACGAUGGGCACUGAGCUACUUCUCCAUGUUUGCAUUCCGAAUGACGGGAAUCAGAGUAUCUGCCAAACUCCGGCUCGAAUACCUCAAGGCGCUCUUUUCUCUCCCGAUAGCAGUCAUCGACACGCUCCCCAGUGGUCAAGCCUCGAAUACUAUUACCACGACCGCUAAUGUCUUGCAGGUUGGUAUCUCAGAAAAGCUCGGCAUUUUCAUUCAAUUCUCAUCCAUGUUGAUCACUGCUAUUAUCAUAGCAUUCAAGUUUAAUGCUAUUCUGACUGUAGUGACGGCCUCGAAUCUCCUUUUUAUUGCCCUGGUAUAUGGUUCGAUCAUCCCCGUCAUACUCAAAAUGACGAAGGAGGUUGAACAUGCCGACGAAAAGGCUGCCUCUAUUGCCGGUGAAGUUCUAGGAUCGAUCCGAAUGAUCGUAGCUUGUGGGGCAGAAGGGAGGGUGGCCAAGAAAUACUCCGGAUGGGUCGAAGAAUCUCGCCGAAGAGGGUUGAAGAUUAGCCCCCUACAAGGAGUACAAUAUGCGCCGCUCUUCUUCGCGGUAUAUGCCACAAUGGCUCUUUGCUUCUGGUUCGGAUUCAGGCAAUUUCUUAGAGGCGAUGUCAAUGGUGUAGGAACAAUUGUGAUUGUCCUAAUGUCUGUAAUGUUGAUCGCUUUUUCAGUCGCCCAAACUGCCGCUCCGAUAAUGGCAAUUGGAAAGGCGGCCAGCGCUGCUGCGGAUUUCUUUGCUGUUAUUGACGCACCCAAACCUUCUAUUAUCGGGUUAAAAGAGCCAGAGAUCUCAGCUCGUGACGAUAUUGAACUCGAAUCAGUCAACUUUGCCUAUCCCAGCCGACCGCAUAGCAAGGUCCUUAAUGAUCUUAGUGUUCGAUUCGAAUCAGGAAAACUGACCGCCAUAGUGGGAGCCUCCGGAUCAGGCAAGAGUACGAUCGUUGGUCUACUUGAACGGUGGUACGAGCUUAAUGAUGCGAAGAUAUUUGUUCUCCCGGAAAGUGCAAUGAAGGAUGACAAAGAAAAGGCUAAGGAGAAAGAAAAGGAGAAAGAGAAGAAGAAAAAGGGGGAGUCAGCACCAAAAAAUAUUGUGCCCCUCGAGCCACCAGUCACGCUUAGUGGCAAGAUCCUCAUUGGAGGUAAGAAUCUAGAUGACGUUGACCUGAAGUGGUGGAGAUCUCAGAUUGGCCUUGUACAACAAGAGCCAUUCAUUUUCAAUGAUACUAUCUAUAGGAAUGUGGAAUAUGGAUUGAUCGGCUCUCAGUGGGAAAACGACAGUGAUGACACUAAGAAGACGCUUGUCGAGCAGGCUUGCAAGGAGGCGUUUGCGGACGAGUUCAUCAUAAAACUUCCCUUGGCCUACGAAACCCGAGUUGGUGAUGCUGGAAUCAAGCUAUCUGGUGGCCAGAGACAGAGACUAGCAAUUGCCCGCAGCAUCGUAAAGCGACCUAAGAUUCUGAUCUUGGAUGAAGCGACGAGCUCAAUAGAUGUACGUGGUGAACGACUAGUUCAGGCAGCUCUUGACCGAGCCUCUGAGGGUCGAACAACCAUAACAAUUGCUCACCGCCUGUCGACGAUUAAGAAGGCGGACAAGAUUCUGGUGAUGAAAAAAGGCCAAGUCAUCGAGCAAGGUACCCACGAGAGUCUUUUAUCCAAUGAAGAUGGGUCUUAUUGGGCUUUGGUCAAUGCGCAAAAGCUGUCAAUGGGCGAAACGUUUGCUGACGAGACCGACUUGAUUGAGAGCACAAAGAUGGAGCACGAACUCGUCCGUGAGAUGAGUGCCGCCAGCGGAAUGAAAGAUGCCGAGGAAAAGGUGAUUUGGAAGAACAAGGGUUUCUUUGCAAGCUUCGGGCUUCUCAUGGCUGAACAGACGACUCAUUGGCCUUGGUAUCUUAUCUUAUCAAUUGGGUGUAUGGGUGCUGCAGCGGGCAACCCCAUCCAGGCGUACUUAUUUGCCCAUAUAAUCAACGUUAUUACGUACACGGGCGAAGCACUAUCAAAGGCCAGCAGUUAUUGGGCUCUCAGAUUCUUCAUUCUCGCAUUAGGCACUCUGGUUGCGUAUUUCACCCUCGGGUGGUCUUCCAAUACGAUUUCGGUUCAUAUUGCUUGCACGUAUCGCCAGCAAUAUUUUGAAAGCAUCCUUGACAAGCAAAUCCCAUUCUUUGAUGCGGAAGAGAACUCAAGUGGCACUCUCACUGCUCGUGUUGCAAAUGAUCCUACACAGCUACAGCAGCUUCUUGGGAUUAACAUGGCUAUGGUGUACAUUGCAAUUAUGAGUAUGGUUGGUUGUGUCAUAAUAGGAUUUUAUUUUGGCUGGAAGUUGACCCUUCUGGCUGUAUGUGUAGCAAUGCCUAUCAUAAUAACAGGUGCCUACUUUCGCCUCCGUUACGAACUCGAGUUUGAAAAGAUGAAUCAGGAAGUCUUUGCAGAAAGCUCCAAAUUCGGAGCCGAAGCUAUUAGCGCCUUCCGAACUGUCACGUCUUUGACAUUGGAAGACAUGAUAUCUCAACGAUACGAGACUUUACUACAAGAUCACGUUCGUAAGGCCUUCAAAAAGGCAAGAUAUACAACGCUGUUAUUUUCUUUCUGCGACAGUAUUUCUCUUCUCUGCAUGGCUUUGACCUUCUGGUACGGUGGUAAACUUCUGGCGAGCUACGAAUAUAAUGCCAUCCAGUUUUUCAUCGUCUAUAUCGCGAUCGUUAACGGCUCGGAUGGCGUAGGCUCCUUGUUGAGUUUUGGUCCAAACAUGGCACAAGCAUCCGCGGCAGCAAAUAGGAUCUUGAGCUUCAGGAUUCGCAACACGGAUAAUACCAAAGCAGCUCUCGAACUCCCAGAUGCCGAAGGUGGUGUAAAGAUCGAGCUUCGAGAUCUAUGGUUCAAGUACCCAACUCGCGACAUUCCUAUCUUCCAAGGUCUGAACUUGACGAUUCAAAAGGGUCAAUUUGCCGCUCUCGUGGGUCCAUCGGGCUGUGGCAAAACCAGCAUCGUCUCGCUACUAGAACGCUUCUAUCCUGUCCAGAAAGGAAAGAUAAUCUGCAACGAAACGAACAUCACAGAACUCAACAUGCGCGAGUACCGCAAGAACAUUUCUCUGGUGGCACAAGAACCUACACUCUUCCAAGGGACCAUCAAAGAGAACAUAUUGCUUGGUGUUGACGAGAACGCCCCUAUAGAAAGGCUGCACCAAGCUUGUCGCGACGCCGAGAUCCACGACUUCAUCUCGUCACUGCCAGAAGGAUAUAGCACUGACGUAGGGACUAGAGGUAUAGCCUUGAGCGGGGGGCAGAAACAACGUAUAGCCAUUGCACGUGCUCUGAUCCGUGAUCCGAAGAUCCUGUUACUAGAUGAAGCGACGAGUUCCCUGGACUCCGAGAGCGAGAAGCUGGUUCAAGCUGCAUUUGAGCGGGCAGGGAAGGGUAGGACUAUGGUGGUUGUUGCGCAUAGGCUAGCCACUGUACAGAACGCCGAUGUGAUUUUCGUGCUGGGCGAGGGCAAAGUGUUGGAGACGGGGAACCAUAAUGAUCUGUUGAAGAAAAGGGGUGUCUAUUAUCAGAUGUGUCAAUCUCAAGCGCUCGAUCGAUAG
Molecule: messenger RNA, 3987 nt
Organism: Lachnellula hyalina
Lineage: Eukaryota; Fungi; Ascomycota; Leotiomycetes; Helotiales; Lachnaceae
Product: ABC transporter
Exons: 11
Coding region: 1-3987 (1328 amino acids)
Biological process (GO): transmembrane transport
Cellular component (GO): membrane
Molecular function (GO): ATP hydrolysis activity; ABC-type oligopeptide transporter activity; ATP binding
Source: RefSeq, a predicted model, not a curated record